AUUUCGGAAAUGCAACUCUGCCCCGGCGACAUCUCGGACUGCCAUAUUUACAGCGGCUCUUUGCCAGCGACACCAUAUUCUCUGUAAUAGUGAUACCUUCAUCGCUGAUGCAUUGCUUGUAAGUUCGAGUAAGGAUUAAGCCAGUCGAGCCAAGCAGGCAUUCUGUUUUGGAAGCCGGAUGGCGGACGAUAGUUGUAUACCUGAAUGGGCAACCAAGCUGUUCAGCUUGGACUUAUCCGAUGAAGAAAAGGGGCAAACUGCGGCGAUUCUUGUGGGCAUGCCGAACGCUGCGGUUCUUUUCCUGGGCAACGCCACCAGCUCUGCCUCAGCGGUGAGGAAGCUCCUGCAGCAAGCUGGAGGUGCAGGUGGAGGUGCGGCGGCAACUGGCGCGGCGGCAGGGCCGGGCGCAGGGAGGGCGGCAGCGGGCGGCACGGACAACUCCGAAGAGUAUGCCGAACAGCUCGUCCAGCCUGCUCUGGGCUCACCUCCACAUCUUGGUGACCUGCAACGCUUCAUCUCGGAGCCGCCCGCCGCUCAGAUCCCCAUCACUGCGGAUGCGCUGGACGCGGUCAUACUGACGCCCGCCCGUCGGCUGCGCUUCGUGGCCGCCUCGGGUCAACUCGCCCGUGCCGUUGGUUACAGCAUGACGGCGCCGCUGCCCCCGGGUAGUUCGGAGGCGUGCACAGUGAUCAUGGCGCACGUGGUGGUGGUGUCGCUGCUGCUAGAGCUGGACAAGGCGCUGCCGACGGACCUCCGCAUCGGACUGGUGAUGGAGCGUGACCAGCAGGACAGCAGCUCCCUCAUGACCUUGAAGUCGCGUGGCGGCUCGUCUCUGCGGCCUGAUGGAGUCUUGCGGGGAAAGAGCGACCGACGGCUGCUGGCGAGAUGGGAGGACAAGGCAGCAAGCAUGGAACAGGCGGUCGAGGAUCUGCGCAAGACGACUGCGGCCUGGACGCCGCUGUACUACGGCGACAUUGAGUAUCUGCCGUGCUUUGCAGCUGCCGGCAGCAACCUGCAGUUCUAUGCCAUCUCGCGUGCUAGCGGUAUGGCCGCCGCACCGCGCGCCAUCGGUCCCCGGUACGAUCUGACCAACGCGGCCGACCGCGCACGAGCGGUGAUGGCCACCAUCAAGUUCUACCAGCUGCUCCGCGCGCAGCAGGCGCGCUAUCCGGCGGACGUGCUGCCCGCUGGCGCUGUGAUGCGUACACAUGGUCACGACUUCACGCGUGAGCUGCUGUUCCGCACCGACGUGCUGGCGGUGCGGAAGUGCGUGUCGCCGUGGUGCACCUUCGCUUCCUGGUGCGGCGUGGACUUCACACGGCUGCAAGAGCUAUACCGCGCCACCGCGCAGCGGCAAGGGCUGGUGCACGCCAUGAAGGGCGGCCCUAUCUUGGACGGCAGCGUGUACUCGGUCGACAUCAUUCCCGUGGGGCUACCAAGCAGCAGCGCGCUGCUGGUCACGGAGGAUGACGCGCGGCAGCUGCUGCACGGCCUGCUGCACGGCCUGGCGGCGAUCCACGAGGCAGGCUUCGUGCACCGCGACCUCCGCUGGGACAACUUCGCGUGCUCCCCUGGCUCCCCAAGCAGCCGCCGCUGGUUCCUGCUGGACCUGGAGACAUGCGCCCCCGCCGACCAGCCGCCGCCGCCAGCCUUCGAGCCGGUUGGCUGGCAGUCCGGCACCACCCUGGUUGAUGGCUGCUACACGCGCGCGUCAGACCUGUUCCAGCUCGGCCUGGCCGUGCAGCCGCACUGCGAGCAGGUCUUGGUUUCGGCGGAAGGGAGGGCAUUCCUGGAAGCCAUCCUCACUCCUCCGGCCAUGCAGGAGCGUAGUGCCGAGCAGCUGCUGGCGCACGAGUGGUUGCGAUGCGAGGGCGCCAGCAUCUGCAGGGCCGCGGGCGCGCGGCCAGGCGAGCGCUAGCUAGGUUCAACCGUGCUGUGGAGAGAGAGGGCGGAGGGGGUUACAUAGUACACCGCGGUGCAGCGCCAGCGCCAAGGGCGGUGGCAUUAUGGGGACGAAGGCGGCGGUCUGUAGGUGAAGGUACAGCUUUUGGCGUCCGUGCUGCAAGCUGCCUCGGCAUCUGUUGCUGGCGGCUGUGGACUUGCCGUAUCUUCGAGGUUGUAGAUACCAGUAUGCAUCAAGCAGUAACAAACGAAACGUUGUGGGUUUCUUUAUGGCGCGUACAGCUAGUUGUCUUGAGCCGGGAAGUCACAUUAUUAUUGACAUGAUGCCAGCGGUAGCCGCUGAAGGGACUGUUGCUUUAUCUCCAUCGGGCCCUUCAGCGGCUACCUCCACAUAACCCCUACAUAACCGAUGACGACUCGAGCUCGAGCUCGAGGCUGGUUCGUAGCUGAUGAUGGGCUCUAGCAGUAGAGGCGCUUCCAACCUCUUAUGUUCGUAGGUGCAGGAAGUGAGGUGAAACAGCAUGCAUGGUUGAGUGCGGGGAGCGGAGGUAAUUGAUGGUACCGCUGUGCAUGGCUUUUUGUGCACGAGGAGGCACGUGUAGAAAUACGAAGAGAGGAUAUGAAGGUGCCUUGUUGCAAACCAGCCGGGGUCUGCAGAUGAGCCUAGGCAUCAUUAUAUGCAACCAUGCAAUGUGCGAGCAGCGUGCAUCAAAGCCGGGGGACAAGGUUGCGAGCAGGAAAGGGACGACAUGCACUGCAACGGCCGAAGGCAGGCGCAUGGAUGAAGGGCAACAGCAAAUGGGUCACGUGCAAGAAUGUCACAAUCUGAGACGAAUGUGUAGGCUGGGUGUGGCUCGCGUUGCGAGUCGAAGGGGGUGCAAUCCGUGCAUGCUGGGUCGCCAGAAUUUGCAUUGUUUGUUGCGUGUAAGAAUGCGGGCUUGCAAGAGGGGACAGUCCGAAGUGUGCAAGGACGCCAGGACCACCAGAUGCUGCCAGUGUAAGAAGAAAGGUUCCAAUGUUUGCAGUGCAGGGUGGCGAGCGAGGGCGAAGGUGCAAGCAGCGCACGCGGAGCGAUUGGUCUCCCACCGUGGCUAACAGUGUUUUGCACGUGGCAAAAUGGCAGGAAUGCUCAUCUUGGUCGGCGGAGGUCAGAGACGGGAGACAUGGUUGGUCUUGUAUUGAGGGCGCACGUUCUAUGACAAAGGUUUGGCUCUGCGUCGCGCACUGGCAGUAAUGUUGACUUCUUCGGAGCGAAGUUUGAGCGUCGGAGAAGGCAGGUCCUCACGACGAACUAAGUGGGUUUGGCACGAAGUGCCGUACGAGGCUUGCCAGCCUCUUACUGCAAACGUAACAAACCGGCACACG
Molecule: messenger RNA, 3267 nt
Organism: Astrephomene gubernaculifera
Lineage: Eukaryota; Viridiplantae; Chlorophyta; Chlorophyceae; Chlamydomonadales; Astrephomenaceae
Source: the annotation of a GenBank genome assembly